AUGGUCGACCUGCCUCCCGGGAGGUCUUUUAAAGUUGGCGCAGGAACAGCAGGAUCAGUUUUAGCCAAUAGACUUUCCGAACCACCGCAUAUUACAGUUCUUGUGUUAGAAGCAGGAGAUAUGGCUCCUCUAACCUCUGAGAUUCCACUUAUUCCUGUAAAUUUAGCUUUUACAAAUUACAGUUGGCAAUUUAAAAGUGUACCCAGUAAAACCAUAGCUCAAGGUCUUAAAAACAGACAACUGUUAACUGUGGAAGGUAAAGCGCUUGGGGGAACCACAGUUUUAAAUUUUAACUUAUUUGUGCGUGGAGAUUACGACAAUUGGGCAAGACAUGGUGCCAUAGGUUGGGAUUGGAAAAGUGUCUAUCCUUAUUUUCUAAAACUGGAAAACAAUCGAGAAUAUUGCAAUGUAUAUCACGGUGUUGGUGGAAACGUUAUUGUGCAGACACCACCUUUCCAUGCACCAAUAACGAAAGGUUAUUUAGAAGCAGCCAUAGAAAUUGGAUAUACUCCUGGAGACUUUAAUGCAAAGAAUCAAACAGUGUUUCAACCUCCUCAAGGAACUGUUAAUAGAGGAGCACGCUGGAGUGCGGUUAAAGCAUAUAUUAAUCCUGCACGAGGUCGAAGAAAUCUUUGGAUCUUAACUUCAGCAUUUGUUCACAAGAUAUUGAUCCGGAAUAAACAAGCUUACGGAGUUAAGUUCGAGCACCGUGGACAGUUGCACGAAGCUUAUGCCAAUAAAGAAGUGAUUAUAUGUGCUGGGGUAUUUAACUCACCUAAACUCUUAAUGCUAUCAGGAAUUGGGCCAAAGAAUACAUUACGGAAGUUCAAUAUUCCUAUUGUAGCGGAUUUACCAGUUGGAAGAAAUCUUCAAGAACAGCCAUCCACUUCUGGUAUGGCAUUUGGAGCAAACACUUUUACUUAUUCUGCACAACGGAUCACCGUGCUGGAUUAUAAUGAAUUCUUAGUUAAUGGCACAGGUCCACUGACAUCUUUGGGAGGAACUGACACGAUUGGAUUUGUAAAUUCUAAAUAUAAUAACAAUCCUGAUUGGCCAGAUAUUGAAUUAUUGUUGUUUCCUUUAUCAGCAGCAUCUGAUAAAGGCGCAGUUUUAAAAAACGUGUUUAACCUAAAGGAGGAAGUGUAUAUGGAAAUGUUCGCACCAUAUACAAUGACUGACACAAUAUCGUGUUUUCCAUAUCCAACACGUCCAAGAAGUAGAGGAUAUGUUACUAUCAGAUCUCGUAAUCCUUGUGAUGAUCCUAUUAUUGAUUUCAAAUUUUAUUCGAAUCCUCACGACUUAAAAGUUAUGGUCGAAGCUUUGAGGUACUGCCUGAAGAUAGCAAAUUCUGAAGCAUUGAAGAAAUAUGGAGUUUAUCAACUUCCUGUUCCCGGUUGCGAAGGUUAUCAGAAAUACAGUGACGAAUAUCUCGCUUGUAUAGCAACAACACUACCAUUUACAAUAUACCAUUAUUGCGGAACGUGUAAAAUGGGAAGUUAUAAAGAUCCUACAACUGUGGUUGAUCCAACGCUCAAAGUUAAAGGUGUAAAAGGACUAAGAGUAGCGGAUGCUUCCAUAAUGCCAUUUGUGAUAACUGGGCACUUAGUCACUCCAACUUACAUGAUUGGGGAAAAGGCUGCUGAUAUGAUUCUCUGUGAUCCACUCUAUAACUAACACUUUGAAAAUAAACAAGAAUAAAAAAUAUUUUCAAAGUGAUAUUAUGUAU
Centruroides sculpturatus (bark scorpion) is the source of this 1726-nucleotide messenger RNA. Its product is annotated as glucose dehydrogenase [FAD, quinone]-like. Lineage: Eukaryota; Metazoa; Arthropoda; Arachnida; Scorpiones; Buthidae. The coding region runs from base 1 to 1674 and encodes 557 amino acids. The record is from RefSeq and is a predicted model, not a curated record. The transcript has 11 exons. Gene Ontology annotation, molecular function: oxidoreductase activity, acting on CH-OH group of donors; flavin adenine dinucleotide binding.